UUUCCGCUUCCGGGCGGAGGGACAUCGAAGAGGUGAGGAUGCUGUCGGUGACUCGGCUGUGGAGCUGCUUCCGCCCUCCCCUCCUCUCCCCGUUGUCCGCCUCCUCUGCGGUGCGCCACCUCAACCCCCCCCCCCCCCCCACAACAGAGGCUCCUGCCAAGACCAAAUACGGCCCGCUGAAGGAUGAGGACCGUAUCUUCACCAACCUGUAUGGCAGGCACGACUGGAGGCUGAAGGGGGCGCUACGGCGGGGCGACUGGUACAAGACGAAGGAGAUCCUGCUGAAGGGGGCGGACUGGAUCCUCGGGGAGGUGAAGACGUCCGGGCUGAGGGGUCUGGGAGGGGCCGGGUUUCCGACCGUCAUGAGGUGGGGCUUCAUGAACAAGCCUUCAGAUGGCAGUCUCUUACUCGGGACCUCAGUGGAUUCACGUCGAUUUUAACUGCGGGGGUCAAUUUGCCAGAAAUGAGCUUUGGUGGAGAUGAGAUCCGGGGCUCCAAGACUCUGCUUGUCGAACCUCCCUCAGCCUGGAGCUGAGACGCUACUGUGUCAGUGUGAGGAGCUCCGACCCACUGUUGCAGUGCACAGGGUGUGGAGGGCAAUAGAAACCUCAAAUAAAACUCGAU
Messenger RNA from Hypanus sabinus (Atlantic stingray), 624 nucleotides. RefSeq names its product NADH dehydrogenase [ubiquinone] flavoprotein 1, mitochondrial-like. The record is from RefSeq and is a predicted model, not a curated record. Lineage: Eukaryota; Metazoa; Chordata; Chondrichthyes; Myliobatiformes; Dasyatidae. The transcript is spliced from 5 exons. Gene Ontology annotation, biological process: mitochondrial electron transport, NADH to ubiquinone. Bases 39 to 440 code for a protein of 133 amino acids.